AUGAGCUACGUCGUCGGGUUCGGAGGGCGAUACCCCAAGCGCGUUCAUCAUCGCGGCGCCUCAAUCCCGAAGAACGGGGUGAAGUACAGCUGCAAAGGAGGCUGGAAAUGGAGGGACGCCGGAAAGCCGAACCCGAACACCGUCGUCGGAGCCAUGGUCGCAGGCCCUGACGGACACGAUGGGUUCCGCGAUGUCCGGACGAACUACAACUACACAGAGCCGUCGCUCGCAGGCAAUGCCGGUUUGGUUGCUGCCCUGGUGGCUUUGUCCGGAGAAGCCAGUGGAGUGGACAAGAACACUAUGUUCUCCGCUGUUCCGCCCAUGUUUCCGAAUCCUCCGCCGCCGCCGGCACCAUGGAAACCAUGA
This is a messenger RNA of Zingiber officinale, 366 nucleotides long. Its product is annotated as endoglucanase 9-like. Gene Ontology annotation, biological process: carbohydrate metabolic process. The coding region runs from base 1 to 366 and encodes 121 amino acids. NCBI's taxonomy places the organism in Eukaryota, Viridiplantae, Streptophyta, Magnoliopsida, Zingiberales, Zingiberaceae. The record is from RefSeq and is a predicted model, not a curated record. The transcript has a single exon. Gene Ontology annotation, molecular function: hydrolase activity, hydrolyzing O-glycosyl compounds.